Molecule: messenger RNA, 1152 nt
Organism: Parnassius apollo (apollo)
Lineage: Eukaryota; Metazoa; Arthropoda; Insecta; Lepidoptera; Papilionidae
Source: the annotation of a GenBank genome assembly
AUGGCGUUUAAAGGAUUCAGUUCAAUGAAAAAGAAUGAACUGGAUAAAUGUCUCAAUAAUAUCGGCGCUCAACUCACUGCAGUCACUACUAAAGAAAUCCAAAUAUUUUCAGGAAAGUGUACUAGUGAAUAUACAACAGAUUUGAUUGAUAUUUUGUCUCAAAUAAUAACAAAUUUAGAGUAUUCAGAGUGCGAAAUUCAAUUAGCGAAAAAGGACAUAUUUAAAGAACUUACAGAUUAUGAAAAUUCAGCUAAACUUGUAGUGUUUGAUUAUUUGCACCAGGCAGCAUAUCAAGGAACACCUUUGGCGCAACGCGUUAUUGGAUCUAUAAAAAAUAUUGAAAAGUUUGAUGGUUAUGAAGCAUGUUGUUUUAUAAACAAACAGUAUAAACCCGAAAACAUGGUUUUGGCUAUUUCAGGAGGCACAAAGCAUGUGGAAAUAUUUAGUCAUGCACAGAAAAGAUUUAGUCAUAUUUGCUCUGAUGAAAUUAAUUGUUCAAAUCAUGAGAUAUGUCGUUAUACAGGUUCAUCUAUAGUGUAUCGUGAUGAUUCUAUGCCAUUUGCUCAUGUCGCAAUAGCUUUGGAGGUUCCUGGAUAUGGAAAUCCUGAUUACUGGUCCCUUUUUGUCGCAAACUGUAUUUUGGGAAGUUGGGAUAGAAGUCAAGGUGGAGGAGAUUCUCAUGGUGCUUAUUUAUCUCGGGCAGCUGCUUCGAAUUAUCUCUGUGAGUCCUAUGAGCCUUUUUAUAUUGCUUACCGAGAUACGGGUCUUUGGGGCGUAUAUUAUGUAGCUCAAAGCACAAAUUUGGAUGACCUUUUACAUAAUGUUCAACAACAGUGGAUGCAUUUUUGCGCAAGUAUUACGGAUUCUGAAGUGGAGAGAGGAGUUAAUUUUGCAAAACUUAAAUUGGCAAAGGAAGUUGAAAAUGUUAUGAAUUCCAGCUAUGAUAUUGGUCUGCAAAUAUUAUAUACUAAUAAGCGUCUUUCGUUGCUUGACAAAUAUAAAAAUUUGAGUUAUGUUACUGCAAAAAUUAUAAAAGAGGUCGGACACAAAUAUAUUUAUGACAGAUGUCCAGUAGUGUCCGCAAUUGGUCCAACGGAGUGUUUGCCAGACUAUAAUAGAAUAAGAUCUGAUAUGUAUUGGUUGAGAUAUUAA